Molecule: messenger RNA, 1054 nt
Organism: Gilbertella persicaria
Lineage: Eukaryota; Fungi; Mucoromycota; Mucoromycetes; Mucorales; Choanephoraceae
Product: transcription elongation factor S-II
Exons: 5
Coding region: 27-980 (317 amino acids)
Biological process (GO): DNA-templated transcription; transcription elongation by RNA polymerase II; regulation of mRNA 3'-end processing
Cellular component (GO): nucleus
Molecular function (GO): nucleic acid binding; zinc ion binding
Source: RefSeq, a predicted model, not a curated record
GAGCUUAAUUAGGGGUUUGAUGGAGAAUGUUCCUUUUCAUUAAGAGUAAAAAUUCUUUCUUCUUUUUCUUUUCUCUUUUUGAUAUGAGUGUCGAGGAACAAAUAAAUAAAGCUAAAAGCUCACUAAGCACAGCCUUAGAAAGAGACAAUACACAAGCGUGUUUAGAGAUAUUAGAUACAUUAAGCAAGAUACAAGUGAGUGGUGAAUUGCUCAAGAAAACAGAUAUUGGUAAAGUAAUUGGAAAACUAAGAACGCAUAAAGACCCAAAAGUAUCUGUCAAAGCAAAAACAGUGGUCAAGAAAUGGAAAGAUGAUGUCGUUCGCCAAUCUUCUUCUCAACCACCUGCCAAUAAGCCACCUUCUUUAUCUGUCGAACCACCUAAGCGUAUCUCACCUGCUUCUUCUCAAGCUUCUUCACCAAAAACACCUUCUUCUGUCGAUGGUCCUCCUCGCACAAUUAAAUCCGACGAAGUGACUUUUAAAUCCACAGGCAGUGUGCCUCGUAACAAGACCAUUGAACUCGUGUAUGCUUCCAUUGGGUUUGGUAGUGGUGCAGAUUCCGAAUUAUUACUGAAGCGUGCUAUUGCCAUUGAAAAGACAAUUUAUUUGGAAUUUGGUGAUAUCAAUCAAGACUAUAAAAACAAAGUACGUUCAUUGGCGCUCAAUUUAAAGAACAAGAGUAAUCCUGGAUUACGUGAAAGUGUUGUUAGUGGUGAAUUAGCAGUAGAAAAAUUAUGCAAAAUGAGUGUGGAAGCCAUGGCAUCAGAAGAAGCACAAGCGCGUGAUCGUAAAUUAGCUGAAGAAGCCCUGUUUAAGGCAAGAGGCGCUGAAUCAGCACAGGCAGAAACAGACAUGUUCAAAUGUGGCAAAUGUGGUGGUAGAAAGUGUACGUAUUUCCAGAUGCAAACUAGAAGUGCAGAUGAACCUAUGACAACAUUUGUUACUUGUGUCAAUUGUGGUAAUCAUUGGAAGUUUUGUUAGUAUAUAUACAUGAAUAAAAAUAGUGUAUUUUUGUUCAAAUCAUGAUUUGUAUUUUUAAGAAAGGGAAUAUUUUU